CGGGUCGCGGCGGCACGAGUCACGUGGUCCUGCGGUCACGUGGAAAGGGCGACUCACGCUCCGCAGGGGCCUGGAGCCCUGUGCGCCUGCGCAGUGCCGGGCGCUCGCUGGUUCGCGGGUCAGGAUUGGGACCCGCUGCGGGGAGCGCACCGGGCUGCGGCUGCUGCUCGGUCUCUAGUCUGCGGCCGGGCCACGGAAGCUCGCGUGCUCCGUGCAUCACUCUUCUCGUCCGGCCGAGAGGUUGGGUUAUGGUAAUGUCAGCCAGACUUCUCAGAGCCCUGGCUGGAUCUCGCCAUAUUUUGUCAAAAGCAUGUCAGUGCCAAGGACUUAUUCAUCGAAUGUUAAAGCCACUUAACGAAUUUGAGACUGCAGCACGCACAGCCCUGACAAGCAAUCAGAACUUGGAUUUGUUCUUUCCUGACACAGCAGCUGGUGGUUUGAAUAAGUCUCAGGUCCUGCAGAUGAACCAGAAAAUAUCAAAUACAAACGUACUCCCUCCAUUCAACACUGCAUGUUGCCAGGAUGGAAAAGCUCACCUUCCAACCAGGAACUCCGUCAGUACUCACAGGAAAGUAACUCACAAACCAAAUCUGCUAGGUUCUAAAUGGUUUAUAAAAAUAUUAAGGAGACAUUCCUCAUCUGUGUCCACGGAAACAGUUUCUAAACAAGACUUUCCACAAAUCAAGAGACCACUGAAAGCUUCGAGGACCAGGCAGCCGUCUAGGACCAAUCUUCCAGUCCUGCCUGUGAACGAGGACCUGAUGCAAUGUACUGCGUUUGCAACUGCAGAUGAGUAUCAUCUUGGAAGGCUCUCUCAAGAUCUGACGUCCCAUGGAUACAUCGAAGUGACCAGCUUGCCUCGAGAUGCAGCAAACAUUCUGGUGAUGGGUGUGGAAAAUUCUGCAAAAGAAGGUGAUCCUGGUACAAUAUUCUUCUUCAGGGAAGGAGCUGCUGUGUUCUGGAAUGUGAAAGACCAAACUAUGAAGCAGGUGAUGCAGGUUCUAGAAAAACAUGAAAUUCAGCCCUAUGAAAUUGCAUUGGUUCACUGGGAAAAUGAAGAGCUUAACUACACAAAAACAGAGGGGCAGUCAAAACUUCACAGAGGGGAAAUCCGGUUAAAUUCAGAGCUGGAUUUAGACGACGCCAUUCUAGAGAAAUUUGCUUUCUCAAAUGCCCUUUGCCUCUCAGUGAAACUUGCUAUCUGGGAAGCAUCACUGGAUAAAUUUGUUGAAUCUAUUCAGUCGAUUCCAGAGGCUUUAAAAGCUGGGAAGAAAGUGAAACUAUCUCAUGAAGAAGUUAUGCAGAAAAUGGGUGAACUCUUUGCCCUAAGACACCGUAUAAACUUGAGUUCAGACUUCUUGAUCGCUCCUGAUUUCUACUGGGACAGAGAAAAUCUGGAAGAACUUUAUGAUAAAACUUGUCGGUUCCUCAGCAUUGCUCGUAGAGUUAAGGUCAUGAAUGAAAAGCUUCAGCACUGCAUGGAGCUAACAGAUCUGAUGCGGAAUCACCUGACGGAGAAGAGGACACUCCGCCUGGAGUGGAUGAUUGUCAUCCUUAUUACUAUAGAGGUGCUGUUUGAACUGGGACGAGUAUUUUUUCUGAUUAAGUGAUGACCAAAGGAAAAGUAUGGUUGCAAGAGACACUCGAGUUCUGCAAUCAAACAUUAAGUAUCAUCUGCUGAGAUGCCUUUUAAUAGGUAUUUUUUCUUAAAUCAAGGAAUUGUUACAAUGAUCUUUUUCAGUUUCUAGUAUUGCUGCUUGAAUAAAAACUAUGAAGAACCCAGCAUCUGGGUCUAUAACACUGAUAAUUUGAAAGGAUGUUCAUGUUAUGUAUUUUAAAGAACUUUGGAUAAUCUUGGUAUCUGGGAAAUUUGGGCAUUGCUCCUAACCUACCCCCAGGGAGUCCCAAUCUUGGCCCUAAGAAAACAUAACAAAAACUCCAGUUCUGAAAUACAGAAGACAGGCUUUAAUGGCAGAAAUUAACUUUGCAUCCUGUUUUUAUGUGGCAUAAUGAGUCUGCUCACUGGCACUUUCAUUAAUCCGUACUUUCCAUCCUUUCACUACCAACUUAGUCAAAAUAUCCCUCCCACAGAGGAACUUUUUCUCACACACGUUAGGGGAAUUUAAAAUACCAGGUACAAAGAUUUUAAUACUUACAUGCUAUCGAACUGAUAAAGUCCUUUUUAUCUUCAGCUUAUUUUUAUGCAUGUUCCCCCUGCCCUACUACCCUCUCCAUCACAUGAAUGGUUUUUUUGUUAUAUACAUAUCCAGAGUAUUAAUGUUCUAAAUUGGGACACCGUCACUUUACAGCUUAACUGCUACACAGUAUGCAACCAAGAUUUAUUUGCUGGAAUAGUGCAGAGUUGCCUAUCCUGGUGUGUCUCAGGGCACUGCAGGUAUCAGUCUUGAGUACCACCAGGUGCCUAUGCCAGGGGUACCCAAGGACUUUCCAAGCAACACGUGGGCAUAGAUAGCUCAAGAACUGCUUUCUAGAUCAAGUUCCACACAUAAGUACGUUCAUAAAAAUGUUCCGCCUAUGCUCACACCUCUAAGUUUAUCGAGCCUGCUCUCCAUUUUGCCAUCUCACAAUGUACAGAAGGCAUCUCACCCAUCUUCAUUUUAGUUUGAUCCACUGUAUUUUAAAACCUUUAAGUAUAUUUAACCUGCAUUUAAGGACUUCCCUAGUGGCUCAGCAGUAAAGAACCCACCUGCAAUGCAGGAGACGUGGGUUUAAUCCUGGGUCAGGAAAGAUCCCGGAAGUAAGGAGAUGGCAACCCACUCCAGUAUUCUUGCCUGGAAAAUGCCAUGGACAGAGGAGCCUGGUGGGCUACAGUCCAUGGUGUUGCAGGAGUGUGGACAGGACUUAAGUGAUUAAACCAUCAUCAUAAACCUGCAUUUAAAAAUUCUUUAGAAAGCCAAACAAGGUAUUUUUGAAAAAACAUUGAUUGGGUUAUCUCUAUACUCCUUGUUUCAAUCGAAAUACAAAAUACUAAAAUGGUUUGUUUCAAAUGUUAAGUCUUAUAAGAGAUUCAUUUCCAUGUAACCAUAGAGACAGACAGAUACUAGGAGGAAGAGAGAGAAUGUAGAAACUGUUUAUGCUUGCCCUAUGUCAUUUUUUAAAAUAAACUCAUGAUUUCACUGAAAAAAAAAAAAAGCCAAACAAGGACAAUUUGAAAUACUGGUCAACAGAACUUUCUUUAAUGGAAACCAUGUUAUCCAUCCCUCCAUCCCCCGUUAAGAGGACACUUUCAAUAAAAACUUUCCCUUAAGUA
Molecule: messenger RNA, 3271 nt
Organism: Capra hircus (goat)
Lineage: Eukaryota; Metazoa; Chordata; Mammalia; Artiodactyla; Bovidae
Gene: RMND1
Product: required for meiotic nuclear division 1 homolog
Exons: 12
Coding region: 249-1610 (453 amino acids)
Biological process (GO): positive regulation of mitochondrial translation
Source: RefSeq, a predicted model, not a curated record